GAGCUUCAGCACAUGACAACCUGCGAGCGAAGCCACAACAAGUGCAUUUUCCUGUUAUUUCACGGGCAGUUAAGCCACGUCAGAGGUUAAACUGCCGUGUAUCCUGAUUUCCAGCACUGGAGCGAUUCGUUCCGGAACGGAUUCAUGUUGCUUUUCUUCGCUAUUAAAAUGUACUCACUUUGAGAGCGAUGUGGCUCUUCUCUGUUGUAAAGUCAUGAGACUCGGCGCGUUUCUGGUGGCUGUUGGCUCGCAGCGGAGGAGGCCUUCGUCAUGCCACGGACUUGCGUGAAACCCUGAGCCGAACGAGCUCCGCCCGAGACGGCUGGUCAGCAGCGGAACAGCGGCGAGACAGAGAGCCCAGUGAGUCUUCAUAGCGCUGUCUAUGUUCUCCCUGCGGGGAGAGAUAGAGACAUGCUCCCGCCGUCAAGAAGGGAUUUUGUAUCUCUGACUGUAUCUGAGAGUGGAGGCUACACGAACGGCAAGCAGCGCAGACAGUCUUGCUGGCGGAAAUGGAAACAGUUAUCCCGCCUGCAGCGCAGCCUUAUCCUGUUCGUCUUGGUUCUGCUGCUGAUUGGUGGAAUUGCCACAUAUCCCAGUCUCUCAGCCCAGUGGGGAGACACAGCAGUAGAGGGGAACGGUGGUGAAGGGAAGCAGCCAUUUGUUGUUGAGCUGAAGAAUCAGGGCAGGCCUCUUCUUCCUGAGCCACCUUCUGAGAGAAGAAACUCUCGUAAGCGAGGGCCACCUGUCCUGCAGAGCCGCUUGCAGAAUAAAGGGAACGGCUCCGAGCACCAGGGAGCAGAGGUAAAGAAUGUGGAGGAAGAUGAUGGGAGUAAGCCACUCAUCAGUUGGCGUGGGGCUGUCAUUGAAGCAGAGCAGGGCACGGACCCUAACGCAAAGGACAAAGAGAAGGCAGCGGAGCCUGAGGACCCUUCGGCGGUGCAGAUAGUGGAGAGCAGACUGGAGGCAGUGAGGGAAGCUUUCAGACAUGCCUGGAAGGGCUACAAGGACUUCGCCUGGGGUCAUGAUGAGCUCAAACCUGUUUCCAAAUCAUAUUCAGAGUGGUUUGGGCUGGGUUUGACUCUGAUUGAUGCACUGGAUACCAUGUGGAUCUUGGGUCUGAAGAAAGAGUUUGAAGAAGCCAAGCAGUGGGUGGCCAAAGAACUCUCCUUUAACAAGAAUGUGGAUGUGAAUCUGUUCGAGAGCACUAUUCGCAUCCUGGGUGGUCUGCUCAGCACUUACCAUCUGACCGGUGACGCACUGUUCUUGGAGAAAGCUAAAGACAUUGGCUCCAGGCUGAUGCCCGCUUUCAGCACCCCCUCUAAAAUCCCAUACUCGGAUGUGAACAUCGGCAAAGGCACUGCUCACCCCCCGCGCUGGACCUCCGACAGCACUGUGGCCGAGGUGACCAGCAUCCAGCUGGAGUUCCGUGAACUCAGCCGCCUCACUGGAGACCCUAAAUACCAGGCUGCAGUGAUGGAGGUGAUGCAGCUGGUGCACAAACUGGAAGGCAAGCAGGAUGGUCUGGUGCCCAUGUUCAUCAACACCAACAACGGGCAGUUCACCCACCUGGGCAUCUACACUCUGGGCGCCAGGGCUGACAGCUACUAUGAGUACCUGCUCAAGCAGUGGAUCCAGGGUGGCAAGAAGGAGACUGAGUUAUUGGAGGACUAUCUGCAGGCUGUAGAGGGGAUUAAAAAGAACCUGCUGAAGAAGUCUUCUCCUCUUGGCCUUACGUUUGUGGGAGAACUGUCUCACGGUCAUUUCAGUCCCAAAAUGGACCACUUGGUGUGUUUCCUGCCUGGUACGCUGGCCCUGGGGGCACAUCACGGCCUGGCCGCUGAGCACAUGGAGCUGGCGCAGCAGCUGAUGGAGACCUGCUACCAGAUGUACGCCCAGAUGGAGACGGGCCUAGCUCCGGAGAUUGCGCACUUCAACACGCAGACGGGCAGCGCACAGGAUGUAGAUGUUAAACUUGCAGACAGACACAACCUCUUACGACCAGAGACUGUGGAAAGCCUCUUCUACCUGUACCGCCUCACGAAGGACAAGAAGUACCAGAACUGGGGUUGGGAGAUCCUUCAAAGCUUCAAUACGUACACAAGGGUCGAGACGGGUGGUUAUACCUCCAUCAAUAAUGUGCGGGACCCAAAAUAUCCGAGUCCCAGAGACAAGAUGGAGAGCUUCUUCCUCGGAGAGACGCUUAAGUACUUCUACCUGCUGUUUUCAGACGAUCCUAACCUUAUUAGCUUGGACAAGUAUGUCUUCAAUACAGAGGCCCAUCCUUUGCCCAUAUGGCCACAGGCAGAGUAAUGGGCACCGACAUGGACACACAUGUAUACAUAUAUGUACACACACAUCCACUUCUCUCAGGGCCUUACACAAGGAUUUCUCAAUCCCUUUGAUAUCUAAACUGCCAUGCUUCUUUUUCAACUCUGGGAACAAGACUAUUUUCAUAAUUGGAAUUCAUUUGAUUAAUUGAAAUGAUUGUAGUAGCCUUUAUAAAAACAUGCAGAGCAUAAGUGUCUGUUAACAGGAAGUGAAGUGGUUCGCUUCUUUUAUUGUCUUUUUAUUUUCAUAUUUAGAGUGGAAAUCACACUCAACAUCACAGGUCCUCAACUCUGGACCUUGAAUCCAGUUUCUGGGCCUGGAUUUUGUUAUCACUAUUAAUUGAACUGUUGGUGUAACUGACUGGCUACGUAGUGUCAUACACUAUAUAACCGAAAGUUUGUCUACACCUGCUCACGUAACAUUACUUAGUCUUGUGGGGCAAGACGUGAUCUCGCAAUGAGAAUACGCACUCGGGUUCAAAUUGUUAGUUUUGUUGCUGAAUUGCAGUGAAAUCUGCAGUGUACACCGCCUCAAAAUCCAGAGCUAGCAUUACUGUUACCGAGUGCUGAUUGGUUGGUUUGCUGAUCAACUUAUUGGCGGAGUGAAGUGGUUCACACUCACUGACUUAAUGAAUGUACUUAAGGCACAGUUAUAAAGUCCUAUAACUGACGUUCAAACACACUCAAAAAUAUAACAUUGGUGUUAAAAUAUUCUAUUCUAUUUGUUGGAUUGGUUUAGAAAAUUCGCUAUCACUUUCUACUCUCCCUGAAACGGCACAGCAGUUGCUUCAGCCAUCCCAAAGAUGUGGCAUUGCUUUUUAUGGGCCAAUCAGAAUUAAGAAAAUGUUACUUCCAAUAGCUUUCAAACAGAGGGCGAAAAAAGGUUAACAUGUAAAUUGUCAUUGUUAGCAACCAACACAGACGGCUUCCAUGUAGUUUACAUCUGAAAAUGAUGUACUGUGGGAUCUCAAUAUAUUGGCCACUUGACCUUGGUAUGGUAAGCAACACAUUCUUCACAAUAGUCAAAAUACUUGACACACAAAAAAAGAAAAACAUUACAAUAUUUGGACAUGACUUGUUUUUCAUAGUCAUUGAACUCAAUUCACCAAAUAUAGCAACAGCAAUUACCCCAUGUAAUUUAGUGCUAGAGUUUACUGGAAUGGGCCAGAGGAUUGGUUUCUGAACUUGCCACCUUUUUACUGCUUGUGAGUUUUGUCUGUUUUCUAUGGAGAUUACACAAGCUAGUAAUGCACAGUUGAGCGCUUGUGUCAGCAGUGCACCUCACAGUAGCUUAAGUAGCUUAAUUGAUACUUUGGGACAUCAACUUGACAAACUUCACAAAAUUCAGGACCCAGAUUCAGGGUCUGGAGACGAAUACCUCUGUUCUCCAUAGUUUCACUUAUGCUGGGACUUCCUCUUAAUAACACAAUCCAGUACUCUCUGUGCUCUGAGCUUUAUCAGGAUUAUUCCUAACCAUAUCCAGUAGGACUGUGCUUACUCCUCAUUCUCCAUCAUCGGAGAGGGAUCGGCAGUCGGUACGGGUAUGUGAGUCAGCUGUGACGUGAUGUGAUUAUAGCCUAAGCCACAGCACUGCAGAGAGGGAAAGAGAGAAGCAGCGGGCGACAGGCAGGAAUUAUACUGCCGUUCAGCCGCCCUCUAAAAUUAGCUGUUUGUUUUUAUGCCGUUUUGCUCAGCCCAAGGAGGAGUUUAAUUCGCUUUCAAACUGUGAAGCUUUUUAUACAAGCACUUUGUGUUUCUUCUUCUCUCCUCUGGAGUACAUUUUGUACAUUUUGAGGGAGAAAUGUGCUUGUGCACUACUGCGUUUUUAGUUUGUUUUAUUGUUUUUCUCCUCUAUGUUGUUAUGUUUUAUGUCCUUGUGCUUGCCAUCAAAUCUAUUUCGCUGUUGUUUUUGGUAUUAUGUAUGUCAUUCGUUUUUGUUUUUUGUAGAUAUUGUCUUGUAAAAUGAAGCUAUACUUUCUUUUUUUUUCUUUCAAUGUUGAUUCUUGACCUUACCCCAUAUUGCCUCAAGAGGUUACUGCCAUUUAUGUAUAUAGGCUUUUUUUGUCAAUUAUAGGCUUAGAUUUUACUUUUUUUUUGGUUUGCUUUCCCCUACAGACAUACACUAUUUAUGGCCUGUGAGUUCUGCAGUUGUAAUGAAACUUCUAUUUAAAGAGGGAUUAGUAAGCACAAUAUCAUAUUUGAAGAACAUGUUUUUCAAUAUUUACUCCAUCUAUGUGACUGAUGUUGCCAUGUUGCUUAUCAGGGGACCUAUGUAAGAAAUGGAUGUUUUUAUUUUUUACAUAACAGCACAUGUGAUUUGCCUUCUCAUACAUUUGAGCUGUAGUAUAUUAGACCAUGUAAAUGUAUAGAUAGUUGGAUUAAGUAGCUGUAUUUCUUAAACAGACUGAUCAGUUACUUGUUGGUUAGUUUCACAUGUUGCAUUUUGUCUUAGCUGACAGAAAUUGGGCUCAAGUGUGAAUAUGAGCCAACAGUUCGAGCCAACAGUUCUAACCAACAAGGGCUGAAAAGACUGAAUGGAUUUUCUGUCAUCACCCCCCCUUAUGUUUUGUCAUACCUGUGCCUUUGACUCCUUACUGAGCAAUGAUAAUGAAAUGUUCUAUUUUGAGUCCUGAGAAUCAUGUUUGUAUGGAAAUGUCACUAUUUUAACCAUCCUAUCAAUGUGGCUGUGUUUACAGAUUUCUUGUAGAUACAAACACUUUUAUGCUUAUUUAUGAUAGAAUUUAUGAGAAGUAAAUAACUGAACAUGCCAUAUCCAUUUGAUGAUCAAUCAAACCAACCUAUGUGCAUUGUGUUGUAAUGUGUCAAAAUGUAGAAUAAGCUUUCACAAUUUUACAUACACAAUUAAGGGCUUUUCAUGUGUUAUUUUUUCCCAGUGAUGUGUGUAAAUGUCUUAAAUUAUUGUAAUUGACGUGGUCCUUAAUCAUUCAUUGACCAAAGACAUAAUGUGUUACGUGGGAUUCUUUAAAA
Molecule: messenger RNA, 5315 nt
Organism: Colossoma macropomum (tambaqui)
Lineage: Eukaryota; Metazoa; Chordata; Actinopteri; Characiformes; Serrasalmidae
Gene: man1b1b
Product: mannosidase, alpha, class 1B, member 1b
Exons: 14
Coding region: 412-2310 (632 amino acids)
Biological process (GO): N-glycan processing; carbohydrate metabolic process
Cellular component (GO): membrane; endoplasmic reticulum
Molecular function (GO): calcium ion binding; mannosyl-oligosaccharide 1,2-alpha-mannosidase activity
Source: RefSeq, a predicted model, not a curated record